This is a messenger RNA of Prorocentrum cordatum, 2008 nucleotides long. The record is from the annotation of a GenBank genome assembly. Lineage: Eukaryota; Dinophyceae; Prorocentrales; Prorocentraceae.
AAACGAAGCCGCGAUUGUACGUGCUGUUUUUUUUGUAUCCCCGCUGUCGCUGGCUUAGGACUACGACAUGCUAAGCCUUAAGUUGUGAUCUGCGAAUAAUCUUUUCAUCCCUGAGCAAUACGCACGUAGGUUGGAUGGCGUGCCGCCGCCUCUUGUUGGCCAGCGUCCUUGCGCUUCUCACGGGCAUCGCUCCUGUUGAAGCAGCUCGUCACGAGGACGUGACCGAACUUCUUGGCAUCGACGGCGGCAAGGCCGGCCGGGCCUCCGAGAUCGGGGUCCCCUCGGCGGCAAACACCAGCAAGGUGGACAGCGACACCGACCUCACCGCAUCGGCACACGGUGCGCAUCACGGGGAAGACACCCACCAGGGGACUGGUGCGCACCACCACGCCUAUAGUGUGGUGGACAUUGCCGUGGGUGUCUGCUUCGUCGGCUUCGUCCUGGUCAUGACGUUGACGCUGCUUCUAGCCAACCAUUCUGACGACGACGUCCGCGCAGCGGCGUACUUCAUGGUGUCACAGACGGUGUCGAUAUUCUGUGCAGUGACGAUUGACGGCGUGAUGGGCGAAGAGAUAAUCUCGCGCGUCAAGGUCAAAGGAGAUUUCUGGACGGGUGUCGUGCUCCGCGCGCUAUACGGGCUCUCGCUGGUAGUGACAGUCUUUGUACGCGUGGCCCGCACGGAGAGCAAGGUGCCGAUGAUGGCCACGGGAGUCCUUGGGGGCCACUUAGUGGGCUACGCUGCUCUCCAGGUUUUUGGGCCUUUGCAGCGGCACUUUGAUAAGCAUGCCAUCACAACAAUCGUGGUCUGCGUGUCCCUGUAUUACAUCAUCCUCAGGGCCAUGCUCUGGUGCUUUGAAUUCCUGAUUCAGGACAGUGGCGAAGCCCGGGAACUGAAGAUUAAAACGAUCCACGAGUGCAAGGAGGACGCGUUCGCCUUCUGCAACGGCUUCCUUCUCGCGCAGGCCUCGAAAUUCUACAUCCUGGGUUUCAUUCCAGAGAUGCACUGCCAACCGCAGGGGCGCUCGCAGCAGGAGAUCACCAAGCUCUUUUGCGUUGUUGGGCUGUAUUCCUUGAUUGUCUGCGUGCUGGCGCCCCUGAAGAAGUUCGCCCAUGUCAUCUCACUGGCGCAGCGUACGGCAGGCAUGGCGGCCGCCUGGUUGCUCGUGUUCGCGGGAGAGUGGCAGCUGUUCAGGGAGGCCGAGACGCCGUCCUACGCGUCAGGGAUCAUGUUGGUGACCUUCGCGAACACGAUGGUCGGCUACGCACUCGUGGUCUCGCUCGACUUCGUGGCGGACAGAAAGUGGAUUCGGCCAUCCUCGGUGAGGGCUGUCAUCUCCCUCGUCGCCGCCAUGGUCGGCAUUUCCUGGGAGAAGGCGUUCCACGAGGCAGACCAUGCUGUGGCCAGCGGACUAGAUUCAAAAUAUCGCUGGAGGUCUGGAGGAUAAAGUACACCGAUAGCGAUGUCUUCGUUUUUGUUGGGUUUCCUGGGGGUCGGGGACCUGGACCGAACGCACCCUUGGAGAGGUCUGUCAGGUGGCGCCGUCCGCAUUUGCUGUCUUCCGAGAGGUUCAGAUCGCUGCUGGACGUCGCCAUUGUGCUCAUCGUGCUCCAGGGGUGGCGCUGGCUCAUCCUGCCGAGGGCGAUCGAGUACGAGGAGGCGAGCGAGGAGAAGCACGAGAAAGAGGAGGAGGAGGAGGAGGAGCACGCCGGGGAGCCGCGGGCGGAGGAGGGCCAGAAGCCGGCACAGGCGCCCGCGCCGCAGUGAGCAAGCCCCCUCUGCUCACAUCCCCGGCGGCCCGAGUGCUGGCCCAGGCCCUCACGAGGCGGCCUCGGCUGCCAAGUUUGUGGGUCAGACCCUGGGGCGCUCCCAGACUUUAGGGGGGGGGGGGAGCUGGCUUCCGCCCACCGACGAGUUCGCUCACUGGGCCUCCCCGGCGAGCGUGGCCGAUCCCGGCAUCGGGCCCGCCGCCCCGGCGGCCUCGGCGCGGACCAGAGCCGCGCGCAGGCA